AUGUCUUCACCUAUCGCCCUCCGCUCCGCCCUCACAGCCACCCCAGUGUCGUACGGCUUCUGGUUGACUUUGCCCAGUGCCGGUGUCGCAAGGACCAUUCUCCGCCGCAGCCCACAGUACACCGAAGGUGGUUUCAGUUGGGUGUUGGUCGACGCUGAGCAUGGAUUGAUUAACGACAGCCACUACUACGAUCUUACAAACGCCAUCGGCCACGAGGGGGUCAGCCCAAUCAUCCGUGUUCCCUGGCCUGAAGAAUGGAUGAUCAAGCGUGCUCUCGAUGCUGGCGCGCAUGGAAUCAUGACCCCGAUGUGUCACUCUGCAGAGGACGCUGCCAAGGUCGUUAGCUACUGCAAGUACCCGCCUGUUGGAGUCCGCGGAUACGGACCGAUGUUUGCGCCACAUGCAUUCCCAGGUGUGAAGCCUGGCGAGUAUGACGAAAAGACACACGGUGAAGUGCUUGUGAUCGUGCAGAUCGAGUCCCGACCUGGUGUCGAGAACGUGGAGAAGAUCGCGGCUGUUGAGGGUCUAGAUGUGCUUUUCAUUGGACCAUUUGACCUUGCUAAGCAGAUGCGCGUUACUCGUGGUGGCGAAGAGCAUGAGGCUGCUAUCCAGCGUGUUCUGAGUGCCGCCAAGUCUUCGGGGAAGAAGGCUGCCAUCUUCUGCUCCGACGGUGACGAUGCGCUUCGCCGCGUCCAGCAAGGCUUUGAUAUGGUCUCCAUCACAACUGACGUUGCUGUAUUUGGAGACGGCAUGUUGCGCGAACUUGAAAAGGCCAAAGGUUCUUCAAAGCCCGAAGCUAAGCGGGAGGGCUAUUGA
This is a messenger RNA of Penicillium brevicompactum, 816 nucleotides long. Its product is annotated as HpcH/HpaI aldolase family protein. The record is from RefSeq and is a predicted model, not a curated record. Lineage: Eukaryota; Fungi; Ascomycota; Eurotiomycetes; Eurotiales; Aspergillaceae. The coding region runs from base 1 to 816 and encodes 271 amino acids. Gene Ontology annotation, molecular function: aldehyde-lyase activity. The transcript has 6 exons. Gene Ontology annotation, cellular component: cytoplasm.